UUUUUAUAAAAUGAUUUGAGACAAAUUGAUGUAAACACAACAAAUAAUUUAAAAUAUAAUUAUUUUAUUAUUAUAAUUUUUUCUAAAUUAUUUUCAAUUUGUAAAUAAUUUUUGUUUUUAUUUUAGUUUUCUAUAUUUUCUGUGUAUUAAGAGUUCAUAUAUUAUAGUUAAAUGAUAUGGAAUUUACAGAUUUCAAUAAAUUUUUAAGAAUCAAAAGAAGUUCAAAUGAAAGCUUGACCGAAAGGGUAAAACUAAAAAAAGUAUAUGGAGUUACAGUAUGUAGCAGCUCAGCUUUAGAUUUAGCAUCUACUUCAGGUGUUGUUGCCUAUCCAGCAGGAUGCACGGUAGUGUUAUAUAAUUUAAAAAAACAUAGUCAAUCUUACAUUAUAAAUUCUUCUAAAAAAGCUAUUACGGCAUUAUCUUACUCAAAAUGCGAAAGAUAUUUAGCCACAGGAGAAUGCGGAAUUAAUCCAACCAUAAAAAUAUGGGAAUUAAAUACUUCUCUUGAAAGUUCGGAAAAUCUUGGAGGAAAUUUAAUUGGUGAAUUUUUAGGGCACAAAUACGCUAUUGCGUGUGUUGCUUUUUCGCCAAAUGGAAAAUUUUUGGUUUCAGUGGGUUCCCAACAUGAUAUGAUUAUAAACGUUUUUGAUUGGAAAUUAAAUUUGAAAAUAGCUUCAAACAAAGUUAGUGCUAAGGUGACUGGCAUGUCUUUUAGUAGUGAUGGAAAUUACUUUGUUACCGUUGGUAAUCGGCAUGUUAAGUUUUGGUACUUGGAAGGAUUCCGAAAGAGUAAAGAGCCUAUUCCUUUAAUGGGACGAAGCGCUAUCUUAGGAGAAUUGAGAAACAACGAUUUUUGUGGGGUAUGUUGCAGUAAAAAUGAAAUAAGUGGAAGCACAUAUGCUAUAACAAAAAGUGGUCAUCUGGUAGAGUUUAAUUCAAGAAGAUUACUUGACAAAUGGGUGGCAUGUCGAUCAGCUUCGGCGAAUUGUAUUAGUGUUACUUCACAUUAUAUUUUAGUUGGAUGUUCAGAAGCAAUUAUAAGAAUAUUCAACUGUGUUACAUUAGAGUAUAUUACUACAUUACCUAGAACGCACUAUUUGGGUGUUGACGUUGGACUAGGAACGUCCAUCAAUCAUAUAACCUCUGCCCCGACAGAUGCAAAGUAUCCUGAUACGUUGGCGAUGGUUUUUGAUGAUUCUCGAUCAAAAGCGUUUUGUGUUUAUAAUGAUCAUAGUAUUUACGUUUGGGAUUUAAGGGAUAUUAAUCGGGUUGGAAAGAGUCAGUCAUUUUUAUAUCAUUCAGCCUGCAUAUGGGGUGUUGAAACAUUACCAGACUGUGAUGAACCACAUAUUAGACCCGAUAAUUGUUUUUUGACAUGUUCUUCAGAUGAUACUAUACGAUUUUGGGGCCUAGAAAAUAACUAUCGGAAUAGUACAUUUCCCGCAAAUAUUUAUAGUAAAGAGUUGUUAAAGGCUCUGUAUAUUGAUGAACAUUUGAAUUUUUUAAAAGAUAACGACAAUUUAAUUUUUGGUUCCGAUAAAAAUAGUAGCUACGAUGGAAGGAAUGGGGUUCGUUGCGUUAAAGUAAGUCCGUGUCAAAAUCAUUUGGCAACUGGGGAUCGAAAUGGAAAUAUAAGAAUAUACUCUCUCUAUAACCUAACUUUGAUUAAAACGAUAGAAGCACAUGAUUCAGAAGUCUUAUGCUUGGAGUACACCCAUGGUGGAAUUGAAAGGCGUUUAUUAGCAAGUGCCAGUCGAGACCGAUUAAUCCAUGUCUUUGACAUGGAGCAAGACUAUCAACUUUUGCAAACUCUAGAUGAUCAUUCAAGUAGUAUUACAUCCGUUAAAUUUAUUGGAAAGAAAAAUGAUAUUCAAAUGAUUUCAUGUGGAGCUGAUAAAUCUAUUUUAUUUAGACACUUUCAACAUAAUCAAUUUAUAAGGGACACAAACUGUUCCGGAAAAACUACGUUAUAUGAUAUGGAGGUGGAUAAUAAAGGUAAACAUGUUCUAACAGCUUGCCAAGAUCGAAAUAUACGAAUUUAUACAACGCAAAACGCAAAACAUACUAAAACCUUUAAAGGAUCAAUGUCUGAAGAUGGAGGAUUAAUUAAGUUAAGUUUGGAUCCCACUGGAAUUUACAUAGCAACUUCCUGCACUGAUAAAACUUUGUCUAUUUAUGAUUAUUAUUCGAGCGAGUGUAUGGCUCGUAUGCAUGGUCACAGUGAACUAGUGACUGGAUUAAAAUUUACAGUAGAUUGCAGAUAUUUAGUGUCUGCAAGUGGCGAUAGCUGUAUUUUUAUCUGGGAAAUGCCUCAUGAAAUGAUUAUUACAAUGCAAGCAAGAUUGUCUCAACAAAAAGGUAGAAGUGGAAAAUCUCUUCUUGCACAGUAUCAAAUUCGUCCUGUAUCAGAAAAUAUGGAAUCUAGUGGAAGCACAGCGAAUUCUAUUGUGAAUGAAGAUUACUAUAACGCGUCAAGAAUGAAAUUUAUUUUAGACACGGCGGAAAAACCUAAUACAAAGCUUUUUGAAAUUGGACAAUUACCGCUAUGGGCAAAAAAGAAGUCCUACAUAAAUGAAACCGAUUUUGAACAACCUUCAAGUAGUAGUAAUCAAGUGGGUUCAAAAUUACUUCCAGCCCCUAAACCGCGAGGCCGUUGGGCUCGUACAAAAUUUUCUGAUAGUUCAGAUGUUUUAAGUAAUAUUAGUGACAGUCCAACAUUUAAUAACUUCCAAAAUAUCCUUGCCUCAAAUUUUGAUAACAACGAUAACAGUUAUAUGAGUGAAGACAGUUCUAUUGACAGUGGAUUAGACGCAAAAAAACGGGCACAUAAAUCUAAAAUUAUUGACAAAAACAAAGAUCUUUCUUCUUUAGAUUUUGAGACGAAUAAUGAUAAUGACGGUGAUGUUGAAGAUAUUUCAGAUGGAGAACGCACUAGUUCUGAUCAUGGAUUAUAUUACCCUAGUUAUCCUACGACGGUCGCUAUGGAUUUUAAAGUAAACGAAAUGAACAAAGAAGAAUUAAAAAAAACUGCACGAAAAAACAAGUUUGAUAAAAAAAUUCUUAUUUCAAACUCUUCAGCUGGAGGAAUUUCGCCUAGUGUUUCUGAUACCAACACAUGCUUAUCAGACACAGAUGAUGGCGGCUCUACUCCAAGUGGAGAAAAUGCAGAUCGUUCAUUGAAUUCUGCAUUGGGUGGUAGUUUCGAAAAUAUUCCGCAAAGGGCAUCUUCACAGUUCCUGCAGAUAGCUAUAGAUGGUCCACAAACUUUAAGUGCAAGAAAUAACGAAAGCCGAAGAAGUAUUAGUGCAAAACAUAAAACUGAGUACAAGGAUAAACCCAAAUCGUAUUCCAAUACCAAAAAAGAAGAACUUUUAAAAGUAAUAAAGGAGGCUAAACUGAAAUUAGAAAAUGUUGGUUAUCGAUCAAAUCUUCGGACAAGCCAAAGUACAUUUGAUUUAAAUUUUUGUGGAGGAAGGGAUAUUCUCCAUCAAAAAAAAGAAGAGAGUGACACUAACUCAAGCCAGGUUGGGGAUUAUAAUAUACGUAGAGCUUUAUCCUUAAGUGAUUUAUGCUGGACAAAAGGAACACCUAGCAAAACAUCAAGUUCAAUAUUAAGGCGAAAAGGAUCAAAAACACACGGCAGCGCAAAUCUUGCUGAAAACUCCGGAGAUGAUGAUUCAAGUUUUGAUGAAUUAGAAAGUAAAAUGAACAAAUUUCACUCAAGUAUUAGCAAAAGAUCUAGUUUACCUGAACAUAAAAAUUUUGAGAACAAAAUUAAAAGUCUUCCACAUCAAGAUUUCAGAGUUACUACAGAUGAAUGUUUACAUGUUGCUACUAUAUUGAACAACAGUGCAUACGCAGCUGCAGAAUUAUUCUGGAAAUUAAGUAAAAAUCCAGAGUUUAAAGAAAAUGAUAAUAAUUUGGCAGCUGUGAAAGAAUUAGAAAGAUCUAUUGUUAUGGCACAUAAUAUUUUAAAAAACAUAUCAAUAAAAAAAUAACUUAUCUGCUUGAUUUAGAAUUUAACUUAAAUUUACUAAAUAAUUCUUAUUUUGUAAGAACACAAAUAUAACACAGCGCAUGCGUAAGUACUAACUAGAAUUAAUAAUAAACGUUAUUUUUAAAGUAUAUGAUUAUACAAUCACUUCAAAUUGCUUAAACUUUAUCUUUUGGUUAAACAUCAUUAUUCGUUGUAAGUCAAUUCGUAUUAUUUAAUAUUCUUGCGCAGUAAAACCAUUUUGAUAAGCACAUUUUAUUGAGCGACUAUUGCUUGAGUAUUAUACAUCUAUUUGUGUAAGCCUAAAAAAGCGAAUUUAAAAUAAUUAUUUCUCAGUUUAUUUGCAUUCAAAAUUUGGUAUAAUAUGUGUUAAGAUUUUUUUCUAAAUUAUUUGAAAAAAGUUAAAUUAUUUGAAUUAAGAUUUACAAGAGAAACAAUGUAAUUUUGCAGUUUAAAUUUUUUCUAAUUAAGAUUUUUAAUUUGCAAAAUGCAAAAUCAAAAGUUUCAAUUAUAAGGAGAAAUUUGCUGCAAAAAUGAUUUCAUUCCUAGUCCGCAUAUUUUAAUAAGAAUGCAUAACAAAUUAACUUGGUUUCAUUUCAUUUUAUUAUAGUAUAUGCUGAACAAAACAGGCAUUCUAUAUAAUUUUUUGUUUUUUAAACUUUAUUAUGAUUAUAUUGUUAUUCGAAUGAUAGUGACGUGGUAUCAAUCUACAGAAGAUUAAAAAUAAUGUGUAUUCUGAUUUAGGUUAACGCUAAAAAAUCAACAAUGGUAUUAUGUGCAUAUGAAUGCUUUUAUUAUUUUAUCAUUUUCCAUAUGAGUUAUGGAUUGCAGUUUUAUCUGAAAACUACAUGAGACUUCGUUUAACGUGCCAAUGUAUUAUUUUUUUAAUUUAUUGCAUGAUAUGACUCAAAUUCAAAUAUGUGUAGGUUAUUAACAUUCUGCAAAAGAUUAUUAUAUAGAAUUAAAAGGUUUUUGAUAAAAAUUUAUAAUAUUCUUACAGUAAAAACUUAAAAAAAAUCAACGAAU
Condylostylus longicornis is the source of this 5020-nucleotide messenger RNA. RefSeq names its product mitogen-activated protein kinase-binding protein 1 (gene Wdr62). NCBI's taxonomy places the organism in Eukaryota, Metazoa, Arthropoda, Insecta, Diptera, Dolichopodidae. The coding region runs from base 177 to 3998 and encodes 1273 amino acids. Gene Ontology annotation, cellular component: mitotic spindle. The record is from RefSeq and is a predicted model, not a curated record. The transcript has 14 exons. Gene Ontology annotation, molecular function: protein binding. Gene Ontology annotation, biological process: regulation of mitotic cell cycle; mitotic spindle organization.